AUGGAAAGUGAAAACAAUCUCAAGCAGAAGCAGAAGCUAGGGGUAUUUGAUAUACUCAAAGAAGCUAUUACCUUAUAUGUUAGAAAUCUCAACUUUAUCAUCUUCACCUUUCUUACUUCUCUUCCUCUCUUUUGCAUAAUGGUUUACUUUGAAAUUCAGCUUCAAAAAACCUUAAUUGAAAUUUUUUACAUUGUUGUUAAUAUUCCAAAGGAGGAUAUUCUCGAUGGAUACUUUGGUUACAUGCUAGAUCUAAUGAGUAGGGAAUAUUAUUACCUUAAGUUUAUUCAACUUGGUUUGAUUUACAUACUCCCUCUCCAUGUUCUUGAGUUUGGAACUGCAAUUGUUACUAUAAAUUUAGCUUCAAAGCUAAGUUCACAACAAGAGAAUAAUAUGUCUCUUAAGGAGAUGUUUCAAAAUGCCGUAGAUUCAUCAAAAUUAAGAGGCUCAUUUCACACUUUUAUCUAUGUUGUUUUCUUGACAGCUUCUCACCAAGUUGGAUUACUAGGUAUAGUAAUAAACUACUAUUUGUUCUCAAAGCAUUUGAUUUUUGUGGUUUUUACUGUGAUUUGCAGCUUGUUGUUUGUAAUGGUGUUAAAGAUGUAUUUGGAAUGGAUUUCUACGUGGAACUUGAGUCUUGUAGUUUCAGUAUUGGAGGGUAUUUAUGGUAUUGAUUCAUUAGUACUCUCAGUUAAUUUUAGUAGAGGGUGUCAAAGAAAUGGGCUAUUUAUUAUGCUGGUUUUUUUUGUAUGGGGACAUUUUUUGAGAUUUUCUUGCUACUAUAUUGGAGGCUAUGAACAAGGAAAUGGAACUUUUAUACAAGUUGCUUUGUUUUGCAUGCUGAUUCCAUUGAAAUGGGUGGUUUUCAUGAUCUAUUUCCAUGAUUGUAAGGAGAGAUACUUGGAAAAGAAAACAGAUGAGGAAUUAGGCAAAGAUGUUAGAGUGCCUCAGAAGUAA
Lathyrus oleraceus (garden pea) is the source of this 954-nucleotide messenger RNA. RefSeq lists its product as uncharacterized. The transcript has a single exon. NCBI's taxonomy places the organism in Eukaryota, Viridiplantae, Streptophyta, Magnoliopsida, Fabales, Fabaceae. Bases 1 to 954 code for a protein of 317 amino acids. The record is from RefSeq and is a predicted model, not a curated record.